AUGCCCGAUCCGGUUCCACCAUCCCCCGAUCUGGUUGGGAAAACGGUCAUUAUCACCGGUGGCAACACCGGGCUUGGGUUCGAGGUUGCCCGCCAAACACUGCUCUUGCAAGCCGCGCGGGUCAUCAUCACCGCCCGCUCGCAAGCGAAAGGCGCAGACGCCGUCGCCGCAUUACGGGCGGAUGCAGAUAUCCAAAGCGCGAACCCGGCGGCCCAGAUCGAGUUCUUCGACCUAGAUCUGGACGACUACCAGUCUGGCCUGCGCUUCUGCCAGCAAGUCAAGAAGCAAGUCCCGGAGCUGGAUCUCCUGCUGUGCAAUGGCGGCACCACCACCUUUAAUUAUGAGAUGAGCAAGAGCGGCCAUGAGCGGGUGAUGCAAGUCAACUGUUACACGCACUUCUUCAUCGUCCUCGAACUCCUGGGUCUGCUCCGAGCCACCGCCGCCAAACGGGGCUCUCCCACGCGAGUGACCUUCCUAGGCUCUUACAGCCACGACAUUCAUGAUCUCGAGCGCACUCCGAUCCCACCGGGCUGCAAGGUCCUAGACUAUUUCGAUAGCAACACACUCACCCGUGGUGUGCGGCGGUACCCGAACAGCAAGCUGACCAUCAUCGCGUUCGUGCAGCGGCUCGCCAGGCAGCAACCUGCGUCCGAGGUCAUUGUGAACAGCGUCUGCCCCGGGGUAGUGAGCACGAGGAUCAUGUCGCGUCUACCGCUGUGGAUGCAGCCGCUUAUCUAUGUCUACUUCAAGUUCAAGGCUGUGCCGAUGCGGGUGGGUGGUCAGCGCAUUGUCCACGCGGCGGCGGUAGUCGGUGCCGAGAGCCAUGGGCAAUUCCUGUCGAUGGGUGGCGAGAUGGAAGGAUAUGCGCCAUUCCUGGAUAAGGACACGGGUCAAGCGUUCAAGGACAAAUUGUGGACGGAGAUGCUGGCCGAUGGCAGGCUGGUGGAUCCGGCGAUGGAAGUGUUUGAGCGCCCGCCGGAAGCUCCAGGAAUUGUGGUAUAG
This is a messenger RNA of Penicillium lagena, 1002 nucleotides long. RefSeq lists its product as uncharacterized. The transcript is spliced from 2 exons. The coding region runs from base 1 to 1002 and encodes 333 amino acids. Lineage: Eukaryota; Fungi; Ascomycota; Eurotiomycetes; Eurotiales; Aspergillaceae. The record is from RefSeq and is a predicted model, not a curated record.